Molecule: messenger RNA, 7227 nt
Organism: Diachasma alloeum
Lineage: Eukaryota; Metazoa; Arthropoda; Insecta; Hymenoptera; Braconidae
Exons: 2
Coding region: 1-3792 (1263 amino acids)
Cellular component (GO): nucleus
Source: RefSeq, a predicted model, not a curated record
AUGGACUUAAACCUGGCAUCGGACACCGGAGGUGCAGUGGCAUGUCCGGUGUGCACGCUGUACCUCCGCGAGGGCAUAAGCCUGCAGCGUCACCUGGACACGCACCCGAAGGAGCAGGUGAUCGAGGCCCUGAUAAAGGCCAGCAGCACCUCCGCGUCCCCCCUGCCGACGCUCCCCUCGCCGUCCCCCUCGCAACUACCUCAGUCCUCGUCCCAGACGUCCCCGUCGCAGCCCGGGGUCUCCCAGGGUCAGUCCCACCUGCCGCAGUCCUCGUACCCCAUCGGCCCGGUCUUCGAGUACCCGCCCCUGAACGCCAUGAUGCCCCCGCAGUUCGCGUCCUUCAGUUACCAGCAGUUCGUCAACAACGGGACGAUGAUGAUCCCCCAGUACUCGAUACCCCCGCCGCCGCAGGCAAACCAGAUGAUGCAGAUGCUGUACAAUCCGUACAAUAUGUACCAGCAGCAACAGGUGCCGACGGUGCAGAUGCUCUCCCCCGUCACCACAAUCCCGACGACGCGGAUACGCCCGGUGGUGACGGUGGCCGAGAGCAUCUCCAGGAGCAUAAUGAUACCGAGCAGUCAGGAGGGGAAGGCGAUCAUCCCGGAGAUGAUGGAGAGCGACGAGAGCAUUCUCCCGGACAUCGAGCCGCCGGAGACGGCCGAGCGGACGGGGGAGGACCGACAGACGGAGGACAGGGGGCAGCAGACGCUCCCCAGGCGGUCGCCGCACGAGCCCCCGGCGCAGAAGGACGACGAGGAGGACGAGGGGGAGAGCAUCGUCCCCGAGAUCGAGGAGCCCCGGGACGAGCACGUCCUCCAGCGGCCGGAGUACCCGAAGGAGAGGGAGGAGAGGGCCGAGAAGACGACGGAGGGCCGCGAGGAGCAGCCGAGCGAGAAGGAGGCGCCCUCGCCGGCUGAGGAGGCCGGCAAGAGCCUCAAGAUCAACAUGCGGGUGGAGAUACCCCAGCAGGGGGAGGUGGAGCACCUCGAGCGCUUCCUCAUGAACAUCAUGGAGGCGAAUCCGGAGAGGAGCGAGCCCCCGAAGAAGCCGGAGGCGUCGCACGAGCCUCCGGCGGGCGCGGGCGAGGGUUCGCAGGCGGAUUCCGGGGGGGCGCUCGCCCUGGAGAUUGAUUACAAGGCGCUGGAGGCGCCGUACAGGUACAGGAGCAGCCUGAGCGCCCCCGCCUCGCCGAUGGGGGAGAAGAAGGCCCAGCAGAGCUUCUCCAGGUCGGAGUUCGGCUCCAUUGAGAACCUCAAUCUUUAUCCCGUUGGGUUCGACGCCGCCGCUCUGCAGGAGCUGGAGGACGACAAUCGAGAGGAGGAGGACGAGGAGGAGGAGGGGGACGAGAAGAAUGUUCCGGAUAACUUCGAGGAGGAGGACAUGGAGAUCGAGGAGAUCGCCAGCCCCCACACGCCCUUCGCCAAGGGGAGCGAGGAGAACAGGUCGCGCACACCCCUGUCGACCAUCAGUGGGAUAUCCGGGCUCAAAGUGAGGACUGACCUGAGUAAGCCGGGGUCCCCUGCCUCGGUGCAGUCCUUCAGGGGACUCAAUGGCGAGAGCGACGACGAGGGCGAGGACCAUCAGAAGAACCCCCUCGACUGCUCCCAGGGGGAGGCCGAGGACGCCGGCAGGAGGUUCGACCCUGGGUGCCAUCAGUCCGUCAUCACUGAGCACGUCAGCUCAUUCCCGGUGCUUUCCAAUCAGCAAGGCAGCAGUGAGAGCUUCUCCCCCGCCAGCGGCAAGGGCCAGGGCCAGGAUCUCACCGCCAUCGAGGGCCUCGACCCCACCACCAGCGACUCCAAGAGCUUUCAGUCCAUCGCCAAGACUAUCAAUCAAAUACCAACGACGGAACUGCUGAAUAUCAAUGAGGACGCGCAUUCGGGCCCCAUGAAUGUGUUCGAGUUCGAUGGACUGCAGAUCCUUGUGCCCAGCACUUUUAUCAGCGAGUCCAGUCAGAAGGCGAUCAGCGCCACUAGUCAGCAGUCUAUGGCCAGCAGCGAGGGCGGUGCGGGGAUUGAUGAGGAGGUGAAGAGUGUUAAUAUGAGGGCCGAUGAGACUAUGCCGCCCAGGGGGGAACUGUCCGAACAGGAGAGCAAUGGCUGCACGGAGCAUUCUGCUUGGCAGCUGUACGUAGGUCAAGAGUCCUCCCGGAUGUCGACGUCGUACGACCUGAUGGCUCGUGAAUCGUGGGAGGAGUCCGAGGGCUCUGACAACGAGUCCGGAGUUCCCCUCCUGGACAGUCGUUCCCUGGCCACCCACUUUACCUCCUCCCUCUUCCUGGACCGCGACCGCAAGACCCCAACGAAGCGAACCUUCAAGUGCUCCCUCUGCACGGAAGUCUUCGAUUGCCCGAAGGAGCGCCGAGUCCACAGUACAACAGUCCACAAGGAGGCAGGCCCCUCGAACAGCAGCAGCAACAGUGGCCCCCUGGAGACCCCAGAAGCUAAAGACAUAAAGCUCCUGGAGGGUCGAAUGAACGUCUUCGAGGAGAUUUUCGUCCCAGGGAUUCACGUGCCCACGUACCACCAGUCGCAGCCGCCUCUCCUGCACCAGCUGCAGCCCCCGCAGCAGCCCUCAGACCUCACGAAGCCAGACGGCGACGAGAAGGCCGAGACCCCCACUGGCCUCGAGAUCUCCUGCGCCAUGUGCUCCCAGAGAUUCGCCUCAGAGCGUUCCCUCCAGGUGCACAAUCGUCGAGUUCACGGUACAGAAGUGGCUAAACGCCUGCACGACAUCUCCAAAUGCCAAAUCUGCAACGAGGAGUUCCCCUCAGUCGUCCAGUUCAAUGCCCACCUGAAGAUCCACCCCCUGGAGUGCUCGCAGUGUGGCAAGUACUUCUACAGAAAGCAAAACUUCAAACUCCACAUGAAACGACACCUGGGGAUCAAGCCCUUCCCCUGCACAGUGUGUGACAAGGCCUUCUUGACGAAGCAGAAACUCGACGAGCACAUGAAUGGCCACACUGGGAAUGCCCCCGUCAAGUGCAAUCUGUGCAACGAGACCUUCAGGAGGUACUCCAACCUCACUCAGCACAAGAAUCGCCAUCAUCUCAACAUUAAGAGAAAGCUCAAGGACUAUAUCUGCCACUGCGGUGAGGUGUUUCACACGAAGAAGAAGCUCGCCUGGCACAAGGAGACCCACGACGAGAAGCCCAAGGCCUGCACCUACUGCAACGAGAGGUUCAUACACAUGGCCAGCCUGACCAGACACAUGAGGAGGGCCCACAACAGGCGAUUCGUACCAGAUGCUCAGAGGGAGAAUGAGAAUGUCGAGUGUCCCAUAUGUAAGUGCAUUUAUCUCAGAUCGUCGUUGUCUGUUCACAUGAGGGUUCACAAUGGCGAGCGACCUUACGAGUGCCAAGUAUGCUCCAAAGCAUUUAGCACUAAGUGGAACUUACAGUUGCACAAGUGGACCCAUGCUGCCAGAAGUACUAAACCGUAUAAGUGUAAUCAGUGUAGCGCUGCUUUCUACAGGCACAGUGACUAUACUGCUCACAUGAAUUCACAUAGGAAUGUUAGACCGUAUACUUGUAAUUACUGUGGGGCACAGUUCAUUAGGAAGUAUAAUUGCUUGAGACAUGUCAAGGAGCAUGAGGAGAAUAAACAGUAUACUUGUGAUGUUUGUAAUAAGACUUUUCACAGGUCUUAUUAUCUUAAGGAACAUUUGAGGGUUCACAGUGGGGCGAGACCUUAUACUUGUCAUAUUUGCGGGAAGAGCAGUAGUACGAAGAGCAAUCACAAUAAACAUGUCAGGAUUCAUCAUGCUAGGGAACCGGUUAAUACGGAAAAUUGAAGAGGGAAGAUUGAUGAUUUUUUUGUUUUGCACAGUUUUUUGUUCUGAUGAAUUAUGAAGGAUUAAUUUGCUGGGGACAGGGAUGCAUUGUUAGCUUUUCAUGAUUUUUUAGAAUAAAAAAGGGAUUUUUUUUCAGGGAUAGGAUUGUGUGGAUCUGUUCUGAAAGUCUAUAUUUUUUAUUUUAGUCUCUUUCAAAAAUGACUCUUGCAUUUUUUAUUGUGGUGAGUAAUAAAAAAUUAAGGACUUCAUGAAUCUUUAGUUUUUCAUUAUUUUUCAUGAUUAAAAAAACGUACUUUUGACUCAAUUGGAUUAAAAGGGGGUGAAUGGGUUUUGAGAGGAUUGUGGGAGUUGGAUUGUCUUCUGAAGACAUCCGUGAUGAUUUAAAAACAUUAAAUGUUGGGAGUUAGUAACGAGGAAGUAAUUUGAGUGAGUUUAGUUGAAUUUCAGAUUUUUGCUUGGUUUUUGGAAUGUCUUGUUGGAAGGGAAUUGUGGAAAUAGAGGCGAGUGUUGAGGGAGAGUUAACAGGAAAGUAUUAAGACGUCUUCAUGUUGAUUAUGUUGUUUUACCACUCCACCACUAAGUGAUGAUCCAUUAUCAGAGGAACUGUAGGUUCGCAAUUAUUAUUUGAGAUGAAUUGUUUGUUUGUUUGUUUCUUCGUUCAGUUGAGAUUCUUUUCUGCGGAUUCUGGGGUGAGGGGUGAAGGAGAUGUUUUAUCGAAAAAUGUCAAAAGAGAGUUUUUGUGGAGAAUUUAAUGGGCUACAUUAAAUGCCUCUUGACAUUUUUCGAUGAAUCCAAAAGUAUUCGAGAUAUCGACGAAAUAAGAGCUGUCCAAAUCUCACGAUUAUCUCCUUGUUUCUCCACAACUGAAUAAAUGUUGUUUUUAAUUAGUGAAAUUUUGUUGACUCGAUGCUUGAUGAAUGAAACUCGUCCAUCGAUCGUGACUUAGAUAAAUUAGCUAAUGUAAAUUGAUAGAAUGGACACAAGUGAAAUAUUCUGUUGUGGUUUAAGAUCCAGUGACUUGGGACCCUAACUACUUAAGGAUCCUAAUUAAUAAGUAAUUAAUGAUACCCAGGAAUCAACAAGUUAAUCGAAUUCCAACUGCUGACUGGUGAGAAAAAAUUGAACAUUUUGUGUUGACAAAACACGAAGAGCGUAUAAACACGUGAAUUAAAACGAAGUAAUCAUAAGGAAACAUGGAAAAACGUUUGCCAACUAAUAGUAAAAUAAUUUAAUACAUAAAGGAUAAUUAAUCGAUACUAUAGAGGGGAAGAAUAACUACUACAUAACAUUAAUGAAGUCCUUUACGUGUCAGUCGUUGUAAGUGGGGUAUUUCUUUUUACUGUUUUACAAAUUGGAAAAAAAAAUUACAUUGUGGUAAGGACAAUUGUUAUUGUCAAUCGGUGUUCGAGUGUAAUGUGUGUGAACAGGAGCUAAACUGUUUCAUUGAAUAGUUAUUGAGAAGGGAAAUGGUAAAACGUAAUGAAUGAACAAGUCAAUCUAUACUAUUUCUGCCAACAGAACACAUAUUGAAUUAUCUUGAAUGUGAAGGGAAUUUUUUUGCUGAAAAUUUAAUUCUCUGCAAAGUCUGAUUUAUUUUUGUCGAAAUAAUGAUAAAAAUUGUUCAAAAUAAUUCGGAUUAUUUUGCCAACAUCGCUGAGGGAAAACCUGAGCUAAAAAUAUGAAAAAUAAUUCACAAACGAUAACGUUUUACCCAUUUCCACCAGGACUCAACACUUCUAAUAUAACAAAAACAAGACAAUUACAAUAGCCAAUCGCUAUUACCUUAGUUGUUAUUCUUCUAUAUUUAUAUAUUUUGCAAUGCAUAAGGUGAUCAACUAUUGGUAAAAUUAAUUCCAAUACUAAGACUGAUCGAUGUUGGUUCUUCGUACUGCUCUCUGCAAGAAAUCAUCAAUUGAAUUUUCAAUCAUUUGCAAAAUGAUUGAAUCAGUUAAUAUUAUUUUAAUCCCACUGUUCAUGAAUUCAUCAAUUGCAUCAGUAAUCGAUUGUAAUCCAAUUUAUUCGAUUUUUAAUCGUCAAGUUAUUAAUUAAUCACUACUUUAAGUGAAGGAUUUAUUGAUCGAGGGGUGAGGGGUAUAUCUGUUGAAUCGUGAAUAUGAUUGGAGGACUGGAGAAUUACUAUGGGUCCAAUUUUUCAUUCAUAUUCUGAAUUAUUGAUAGGUAGUUAGAUACGAAUCAAUUUCUUCGAAGCUGUACCAAAACAAUAAACGAGUUAAGUUGAUUAUCCUGGGGGUGGGGAAGGGCGAGGAUUUCAUUUCUGAAGGGAGCAGUAUGAGACACAUUAGACUGCCUGAGACAUUUUAGGAGUGAGGAAUGAAUUCAGUAGAGAGAUUCCGCGAAAUUAUCGAGGUGUAAUUUUUUAUUUGUUGAUUAUCUCGGUGAUUAUGGGGUUUGGGGAGAACAGGGAGAGGGAUUUUUUUUUCUGGCGAUGAGAAAAAUCUUCUGAUGUUGGAGAUUGAGGAAAAAUUUGUGGCAGAAAAAAAUUAAUUUUUUUCAAUCACUUUUGAUUAAUUGAUAAUUAAUGGUUAAUUGACGAUUGAUGUCAAUCGUGUCAUCAUUUCUCUACUGAAUUAUGAGAAUUGUCAGCAUAAUAUUAUGAAAACGAAAUUGGUAUUCCCCACGAGAGAUAUUUGAAAAGUUAUUGCUGGUUUUAUUAUUUUGCCUGCAGUUUGGAAAAUCUACCAGACAAUUACGCAAUUAAAACAAUCACGAAAAAUUGAUGUUAAUUAUCGAGAAACCAGCAUCGAUGUCCAAAUGUGCAAUUUGUGUUGAUUAUUAGGAUCAAUUGUGAAUAACAAUUAGGAUGAAAAAACUUCAUGUGGACAGAGUGUGAAAAGUGGGAGAAAAAUCCUUGGGAAUAACAAAAAUGUUUAUUCAUAAUUCAUGAAUGAGAUAAUGAAGGUAAUUAUUGUACAUAAUGUAAAUAUGUAUAUCACUUCUAUUUUAUAAUAGGGCCAAUGCGAGUAAAUAAUAUUGAAAAUUAAACAGAAUAAUAACGAUAGGUAAAGAGGGAAUUAAGAUUUCGAGGAGAAUUUCGAUUACGUGAUAAGGAAAACAAAUUGAUAAGAUUCUUACUAUGAUUGAAGGAUAAAGAUAGGAUAAUUAAUUAAUGAUAAAUGAAAAAGAAAACGUUAAUAAAGACAAAAUGCGCAUACUACAUGAUCCUUAAAACACGUGUAUACCUUAAUAAAGUUAUGUAUUGAGGUACUUUUUAAUGAAAAAAAAAACAUGUUUCUUUAUUUUUUUAAUUGUGGUUCUUCUCUUUAUUUUUAUCGUCAGUUGGCGUCACUUUUUUUUGAGGGAGGGAGGUUUUCUUUCUUUCGUCGCCUCAUUUUUGUUUCAAUGUUGUAAUGUUGUACCACGUGUGUACAUUAAAGAUGAAGAGUAUGUUGUACAUAUAUACAUUGUCAAUUUUUG